This is a messenger RNA of Lytechinus variegatus (green sea urchin), 1609 nucleotides long. RefSeq lists its product as uncharacterized. Bases 833 to 1609 code for a protein of 258 amino acids. The record is from RefSeq and is a predicted model, not a curated record. NCBI's taxonomy places the organism in Eukaryota, Metazoa, Echinodermata, Echinoidea, Temnopleuroida, Toxopneustidae. The transcript is spliced from 2 exons.
UGAAGAUGUCAUAUUAACAGAGGUUAUAUAUUUUCUUCAUUAGUUUGUACACUUCUUUUCAUUAGUUUGUACACUUCUUUUGAAUGACGUGCAAUUAUUGUCAGGUAGUAGCAAAAUGUGUUUCUCUUCAAAUAUAAAGGAGUGAAUCAAGCAGAUUCUCAUUCUAGAAAUACAUUUGUAGCUUAAGAAACUAUGUGCAAUAUUUAUAUAAUGCUUAUAAUCAAAGGCAAUGUAGGUUACACAAGUUGAGGCUCAUUUAAGACUAGAGUGAUGUUUAAAUGCACUCAUGAAUAUUUAUCAAAGGGGAUACUAUUUUUGAUGAGUUAAUUUUGGUCUGUCAAUUUACUUAAAGAAAAUGUGGUAAAUGUUCAGUGAUUUGAACUUCUCAUUUAAGGGGCCGGGAUGUAAAUUGUCAAGAGUAUUCAUUUAUUCAGAUUAACUAAUUAUAUGCCAAAUCCAGUGCUAUGAUUUGCUCAGACGUCCAAUGACGUCAGAAGCGAGAAAUCUUCAGUGACAAUUUUGGCCUUGUCGCUUGGAGGCGCUGUGUAAUCUGGGCAGCAAGAAUUGACACGUGUGUUGAUAAACAUAAUCACGAUAAUUCCAUAGAUUCACCGCUAUUUUGUCGUAUUUUGAUGAGCCAAUGUUGUUGAACCUUGCUACUUGCAUCUUUAUAUUGGACGCAUGGUCUCACAACUCUGGUUUAUUGUUGUCACGGUGGUCUGUGGGGAAAUUAGUUAACGUCACCAACAGUUCAACAACAACGCUUAUGCGUUAGUCACCCUACCAUAUGUCACCCUGAUUAUUGACACCCUUUAUCUGAAUGUGAAUCAGGAUGUGUGCUGCAAAAUCAGAUGGUAAACCGGAUGGUAAACCAAAUGUCAAACCAGACGUCAAAUCAGUCACCAAGCCGGAUGUCAAACUGGACGUCAAACCGGAAGACUCUGUCAGCCAAUGUGGGAGCAAGACUUCCGCAGCUACCUCGACUUCUAGUUCGAGUACCCAUUUACGAGCCAAGGCAAUGGCCAAGCGUGCAGCCCUUGCAGCAGCGGCUAAGGGAUUGCAACUUCAGCAAGAACUAGAGGCAGAGCAACUUCGCUUAAAGCAGAAGCAGGCACUUUUGGAACUCCAGACUAAACUUGAGAUUGCCAAGGCUGAAGAGAUGAUCUACAAUGAACUCUAUGAAGAGAAUGAUGAUAAGAAGCCACAAACAAGUCACAUCAAGAAUACCACUCAAGAACACACUGACUCUGGCUUAGAUACUAACCCUCAAGGUCAAGGUAAAGGUCACGUUAAAUUGGAACCAAAUCUAGAUGACACAAUUCCUUAUCCAAUUUCAGCAAGAUCGCCCUCAUUCGGGCAAGCUGAAGGACAAUACCAGAUGCCAGAUAACUUCCAACAGAUGUCCCAGGCUCAACUCAACAAUCAACGUCUUCUAGAGGCCAUAAGUUUGUCCAACGCAGAUGUCUUCAAGUUCAAUGGGGACCCAUUAAGAUACUUUGAAUUUGUCCGAUCUUUCGACAACCUCAUUGGACGUUCAGCACUCGACAAUGGUGCUAAGCUCUUGAGGCUGUUUAACAGUUGCGAAGGAGAACCGAAGAAGAUCGGAUAG